Molecule: messenger RNA, 1265 nt
Organism: Jatropha curcas
Lineage: Eukaryota; Viridiplantae; Streptophyta; Magnoliopsida; Malpighiales; Euphorbiaceae
Product: auxin-induced protein AUX28
Biological process (GO): regulation of DNA-templated transcription
Cellular component (GO): nucleus
Source: RefSeq, a predicted model, not a curated record
AUCAUUAUAUUAAUACCCUGCAACUCCCAACAUCACAAAACUCUUCCUUCCUUGUUUCUGUAUAUUAUUUUUGUUAUUGUUACCAUUUCUCACAAAACAUUACAUAAUUACAGAGAAAUUCUGUAACCAUCCAUAGCCCAAAUAAGGUUUAGAGAGAAUAUAUUGAGAGAGGUGUUUAGCUGUUUUUUUCUUUGAGCGGGAAAGAGGCUGUGAACUGAGAAUCAAUGGAAGUAGAGAAGGCAAACAUGGGAUUUGAGGAGCCUGAGCUGAGGCUAGGGUUAGGGUUACCGGGAAAUAAUAGUGGAGGUGGUGGAAAUGAAGGAGAAAUGACAAUAAGGAAGAGAGGAUUCUCUCAGACUGUUGAUUUGGAGCUUAAUAUUUCUUCCAAGGAAGAAUCUGCAGCGUUUGAUCCAAAUCAGAAAACUAAGAAUUUGCCGAGGGAGAAGAAUCUUCUCGCCGCUGAUCCAGCAAAGCCACCAGCUAAGGCACAAGUGGUGGGAUGGCCUCCGGUGAGAUCAUACAGAAAGAAUAUGUUAGCAGUGCCAAAAAGCAGCAAUAUUAAGAAUAACAGUAGCGAGGAGAGCAGUGAAAAUAACUCAAAGCUGAGCAAUAGCAAUGGAAGCUUUGUGAAGGUGAGCAUGGAUGGAGCUCCUUAUCUUCGUAAAGUUGACUUAAACAUGUACAAUGGUUAUUACCAACUUUCUCAUGCCCUAGCUCAGAUGUUCAGUACCAUAGGAAAUUGUGGAUCCCAAGGAAUGAAAGAUUUCUUUCUGAAUGAAAGCAAACUCAUAGACCUUCUGAAUGGUACUGACUAUGUCCCAACUUAUGAAGAUAAAGAUGGUGACUGGAUGCUUGUUGGUGAUGUUCCAUGGGAAAUGUUUGUCGAAUCAUGCAAACGACUACGUCUAAUGAAAGGAACUGAGGCAACUGGAAUUGCACCAAGAGCCAUGGAGAAACGCAAGAACACAGCUAAAGUAUAGCCAGCAACUAUAAGCUGCUCCUUCGAUCAAGCAUAAAGCAGGAAGCAAAAAAAAUAUAAACAUUUUUUUUUUAAAAAGCAUGCAGAUGGAUUGAGCAGGAUGUUAGGUUUGUUUUCUGUAUUAUUAUAUUAUUAAUAUGUAUGGGUUUGUUUAUAUAUUUGAGAGACAUAUGCAUUAUUUGAGUUUUGAUUGUUGUGGACAAGAACUCUCUUUAAGUUCUAAGACUUGGUUACAUAUGUCCGGCUUGUUUAAUUACUGUCAUAAUUAAUAUGGUUUGCCUAUUAA